This is a messenger RNA of Pleuronectes platessa (European plaice), 2028 nucleotides long. It is a transcript of the gene ppp1r3b, whose product is annotated as protein phosphatase 1, regulatory subunit 3B. Gene Ontology annotation, cellular component: protein phosphatase type 1 complex. The transcript has 4 exons. The coding region runs from base 578 to 1426 and encodes 282 amino acids. Gene Ontology annotation, molecular function: glycogen binding; protein phosphatase 1 binding. NCBI's taxonomy places the organism in Eukaryota, Metazoa, Chordata, Actinopteri, Pleuronectiformes, Pleuronectidae. Gene Ontology annotation, biological process: regulation of glycogen biosynthetic process. The record is from RefSeq and is a predicted model, not a curated record.
UUCAGACACGACAACACGUAAAACUCAUCUAAUAAUAUUAAUAACAAUAUAUUAGGAAAUCGUGAAUACACAAGUUGAGUGUUUGAUCGGCUCCAGAAGACGAAGUGAUUCUUUUUGUACUGUUCUUGUUUCUCUAACAUCCUGAUGUCCGUUGUCGUGUCAGUUGUGUGUUCACUGGUUGUGUGUUCACUGGUUGUGUGUUCACUGGUUGUGUGUCGGGUCAUCUCUCUCUUCGUGCUGGUUCUGUCUUGUGUGUCUCUCAGUAUUUUUUAUAUGUGACACGUUCAUCUUGUUAUUGUUUGGAUUUGUCCUCCUGAAUGACUGACGCUGAUCAUUAGCCUGCGAGCUGACACCGACACAGUCACAGACAUGUUGUGAUGAGCACAGACGUGAGACGGAGACACAGCAUGUUCACGUGAACCAUGAGUGAGUUUGAAGCUGCUACUCAAAAAUGUUCAGAGGAAAAUGAGAGAAUAGCUCGAGACAUCAGACUGUAAUGAUGACCUCACCACUGAGAACCAGAGAGAACCACUGAGAACCCAUCCAUGAUCCUCACCCGCUGCUCCAGAGUCUCAUCAUGUCCAUGGACAUGGCUCUACCUCUGUACCUGCCCCAGGAGGAGUUUGUCUACAGGACGACGAGCACAACCUUCACACCGGCUCUGACCUUUCAACCGUCUGACUGCGUGGACCCGUCCCAGCCUCAGGACAGAGCGGCGUCCUGUGGAGACGCAGGACAUUCCAAAAAGAAAGUGUGGUUUGCUGAUGACAGAGGUUUGUCUUUAACCAAGGUGAAGGUUUUCUCCCAGUUCAACGAUCCCAUCGAUAUUCCUGCUAACAUCCAGGAGAUGCUGAGCGCCUCUCUGAGUCUGACGGCCGAGGAGGACAAACUGGUGCUGGACUUCGUUCAGCCGUCCUCGGACUACCUGCUCUUCCAUCAGAGGCUGGAGAGGAAGCUGGUGAGCCUGGAGCGCUGCGUGCUGAAGGACAAGACGCUGACAGGAACCGUCAAAGUCAGAAACACGUCGUUUGAGAAGCGUGUGACGCUGCGGGUGACCUUUGACACCUGGAGGAGCCACGUGGACGUGGACUGCGUGUACACGAAGGACACGUAUCCCGGCUCGCUCAGCGACACCUUCUCCUUCCAGGUGUCUCUGCCCGAGGCUCUGCUGCCUCACCAGCACGUGGAGUUCGCCGUCUGCUACGAGGCGGAUGGAUGCAAGUUCUGGGACAGUAACCACGGCACCAACUACAGGAUCGUGUGGUCCUCGAUGAAGACGAGUCCCCGGGACGCCUGCGGACGCCACACGGGCUCCCGGGACUUUGGGAUCCAUUUUGACCCGUACGGCAGCCCCACCUGCUCACAUGGGAUCUUCCCUGAUUGGCCGAGUUAUGCAGGAUACGAGAACAUCGGCCCGUACUACUGAACACGUGUCUCUGCUCAUUAACAUGUGAGAGUUUAAUUACUAUGAAUAUUCUGUGAAAAUACAUCGGUCAAAUAUUGAGUAGAAAAACAUAAAAUUAGAUUUUAUUUCAAGCAUUUAUCAAUAGACAUGUUUUAAUACCUUUUCAUCAUAUGAGUUUGUUUAUUUUUCAAUGAGAUUCAUUCUAGUUCAUUGUGUUAGAUAUAAUUGUUAAUAAAGUAGUUUUGAUGAGGAAACACUGACCUGACUCAUCAUCUCUGACUCUUUCAUGGAGGAAGUUGCUAUAUCUUCAAGACACUUUAAAUAAAGAUGGACGACAUGAUUGCUUCCAAAAGUGAAGCCAAAGCGUCUUGAUCGCCCCCUGGUGUCUGGCUGGAGAAUAGGUCAUAAACCCCGCCUCCUCCACUUAAAGAUUCAAAGCAGGCGUUUAUCACCAAAUGACGUCAUCAGCACAAGAUGGCAGCGUUUGAACCUGAGGGAUUUUGGCUUAAUUUGUGGAGGAAGUGUGUCGUCCAUCUUUAUUAACAGUAUAUGGUCAUAAAGACAAAAUGUUGACCUCAUGGUGGCGCUGGAGGACAGUUGGUGGCGUCCGUCCUCUGAACAAA